ACCUCGCCAUUCAAACGGUGUGCUUCCGAGAAAUAGUGUGUAUUUUAAAUUCCAACCUCGCCAUUCAACCUCGCCAUUCAUAUCCAGAUUCAGAUUUGGUCUUAUUUCACACGCCACGCCACUCUUUCACCCAUUUUCCAUUUGCAUUUCCAUUCCUUUAUAUUAUCCCUUCCAAAACCCACAGACCCUUCUGACCCACUGUUCCAUCCAUCCCCACUUCCCCUCUGUCUGUCUGUCUGUCUCACUCUCUCUCUACCGUUCUCCGCAAUUCUAGAGAGAGAAAACACAACUCCAACAACAACAGCAACAAUGGAGUCAAUCUGGCUCACUCUCGCGCCCUACCUCUUCUCUCUCGUUCUCUUACUUGUUUUACUUGAACAGAUAUUCUACUUGAAGAAGAAGAGCUCAAUCCCAGGCCCAUCAAUGGUGUUUCCCUUCAUCGGCAACGCGAUAUCGCUCGUUCGAAACCCGACGAGGUUCUGGGAGCUCCAAUCCGCCAUGGCAGACUCUACCGGUUUCUCCGCAAAUUACAUCAUUGGCAAGUUCAUCGUCUUCAUACGUUCCUCCGAUCUUUCUCACAAAGUGUUCGCUAAUGUUCGCCCCGAUGCGUUCCAUCUCGUAGGCCAUCCGUUUGGGAAGAAACUCUUCGGAGAGCAUAAUCUCAUCUACAUGUUCGGCCAGGACCACAAGGAUCUCCGACGCCGAAUCGCCCCCAAUUUCAACCCUAAAGCUUUGUCUACCUACACAUCUAUUCAACAGAAAAUCAUACUCAAGCACCUUGUUCACUGGCAGAGAUUGUCGUCGAAGUCGGCCGGCGAGCCGAUUAAUCUUCGAUUCCUCUGUCGCGACAUGAAUUUAGAAACUUCGCAGACUGUGUUUGUCGGUCCGUAUUUAACUGCCGAAUCGAAAGAGAGUUUCAAUUACGACUACAAUUUGUUCAAUGUAGGCGUCAUGAAUCUCCCGAUUGACUUGCCUGGGUUUGCAUUUCGUGAGGCUCGUUUGGGAGUGAAGAGACUGGUCGAAACCCUAGCUCUUUGUGCUGAAGAGAGUAAGAAGAAGAUGAAGGAAGGUCACGAUCCUACUUGUUUGAUUGAUUUCUGGAUGCAGGAGGUUCUGAGGGAGGAGGCGGAGGCUGCGGCGGAAGGUAAGGCGCCGCCGCCGCACACUUCGUCGAUCGAGAUCGGCGGCCACAUCUUCGAUUUCCUCUUCGCGGCGCAGGACGCCUCGACUUCCUCGCUGCUGUGGGCGGUGGCGUUCCUCGACACUCACCCGGAGGUCCUCGCCAAGGUCCGCCGUGAGGUGGCGGCGAUCUGGUCUCCGGAAUCGAACACUCCGAUCUCCUCCGAGCAAUUGAGGGAAAUGAAAUACACCGAGGCUGUGGCGCGUGAGGUCGUGAGAAUACGCGCUCCGGCGACUCUCGUACCUCACGUCGCCGGCGAGGAAUUCAAGCUGACGGAGACUUACACUAUUCCCAAGGGAGCGAUCGUGUUCCCAUCGGUCUACGAAUCUUCGUUCCAAGGAUUCGUUGAACCGGACCAGUUCGACCCGGACCGGUUCAUGGAGGAGAGGCAAGAGGACCGGGUUUAUAAGAAGAACUUUCUAGUAUUCGGAGCUGGGGCCCACCAGUGUGUGGGCCAGAGGUACGCAAUCAAUCACUUGGUUCUCUUUAUAGCUAUGUUUACGUCGUUGAUUGAUUUCAAGCGACACAGAACGGACGGCUGUGAUGAAAUCAUUUAUGUCCCCACCAUUUGUCCCAAGGACGAUUGCAAAGUUUACCUGUCUAGGAGGUGCACACAGUAUCCCAACCUCUCAUGACAGGAAAAUUACCCUUUUGCCCCUAUUUUUCUUCUCUAAAAUUGUUGUUAUUGUUAGGGUUAUUGGGUCAAUCAAAAAUAAUGUGGUCCUAAAAAUUUCUAGGGUUGUGAUGUCUGAUUUGGAUUUUUUAAUUUAUUUUUUUCUUUGAGUUUGACAAUUAGAUCUGUUGAUCAAACAGCUAGGAAAUUCUUUUGAGAGAUUUGAUGGCAAUUCUUGUGGUGUAAAAAAAAAAAAACACAAAAACAAAAAAGGUGGGAUUAGUGUGGCAAGUCAAAUCAAAAUUGUUGUAGCUUAUUCUUCUAA
This is a messenger RNA of Camellia sinensis, 2118 nucleotides long. RefSeq names its product cytochrome P450 710A11. Gene Ontology annotation, biological process: sterol metabolic process. The record is from RefSeq and is a predicted model, not a curated record. NCBI's taxonomy places the organism in Eukaryota, Viridiplantae, Streptophyta, Magnoliopsida, Ericales, Theaceae. Gene Ontology annotation, molecular function: oxidoreductase activity, acting on paired donors, with incorporation or reduction of molecular oxygen; heme binding; monooxygenase activity.